Spodoptera littoralis (African cotton leafworm) is the source of this 1245-nucleotide messenger RNA. The record is from the annotation of a GenBank genome assembly. Lineage: Eukaryota; Metazoa; Arthropoda; Insecta; Lepidoptera; Noctuidae.
AUGAUAAUAUUCUAUUUGUUUGUCUGUCUGUCCCUGCUACAAACAUGCUUGACAGAUAAUGAUAAUAAUUACAAAAUGUACAGCAAUCAUAGAAUGUAUCAUAUUGAAGGACAUGAAGAUGGAAUGGAUAAAGCUAUGGAUUUUCUUACGAAGAAUUAUGAAAUACCAUACCAUUCAAGAACUGAAAAGGGCUGUCAUAUGCUAGUGGCUCCUGAACUAGUUCCCAUAGUGGAAGGGAUCUCAUUCACACAUGGUCUGAAUACAAAAGUCAUUUACAAUGAUUUUUCUGAAUUAAUUCGGAAUGAGAAGAACAGAACGAGAAGGACCAACAAUGAAUUCUCUUGGACUGCUUACUAUGACGUGGAUGACAUUUACAACUAUCUCCAAAACAUGAGUGACGAGCAUCCACAAUGGGCGCAGUUGGUGGUCGGGGGCCAGAGCUACGAAGGUCGUCAGAUCUUGGGGCUUAGGAUCAACACACCUACUAAUGUAGACAAACCUGUCAUGUUUAUUGAGUCAGGUAUUCACGCAAGAGAAUGGAUAGCUCCUGCCACGACGACGUACUUUAUCAACGAACUGCUGACCAGCUCAGACCCAGAGAUCAUGGAAAUGAGAGAUCAGUUUGACUGGCACAUCUUCCCAACUGUCAACCCUGAUGGAUACCACUAUAGUUACACAAGAGAUCGAAUGUGGAGGAAAACUAGGUCUCCGUCAGAUAAUGGAUGCUAUGGUGCUGACCCUAAUAGGAAUUGGGACUACAAUUGGUUGGAUUACGGUGCAUCAAGCAAUCCGUGCAAUUACCAGACUUAUGGUGGCUCUAAACCAUUCUCCGAGAUUGAGACCAGGACUCUCUCGGAGUAUAUAUCAGGGCUGGAGAACAUGCUGGGGUAUAUCGCAUUCCACGCUGAUGCACAAAUGUUGCUGCUACCAUACUCCGAUUCCAGCGAACAUAUCGACAACUAUGAUGAUUUGAAACAAAUAGGAGAUGCAUCCCUCAGCCGCGGUUAUGCAGUAAAUAAAGCGAAGUACGGUGGCCCCGGGACAGCUUCAGAAAUAUUGUAUAAGGCAUCAGGAGGUAGUAUAGAUUGGGUCAGGUAUACCCAGGGCACUCGCCUAGUGUAUGUUUACGAGCUUCGAGGAAGAUUCUUCCAGUGGCCCGCCAGCAGGAUCCACGAACAAGGAGAUGAGGUCACACAGAUGAUGGUCGGGCUUGUCUCUGAAGCGCGCAAAUUGGGAUACUUCUAG